CCAACCCUGAGCUGCAACAGCCAUGUCCAACAACAUGGCUAAAAUCGCUGAAGCUCGCAAGACCGUGGAGCAGCUGAAACUGGAAGUGAACAUCGAUCGCAUGAAGGUGUCGCAGGCGGCGGCUGAGCUUCUGGCUUUCUGCGAGACGCACGCUAAGGAUGAUCCACUGGUGACUCCUGUUCCCGCCGCCGAGAAUCCCUUCCGCGACAAGCGACUCUUUUGCAUCCUGCUCUGAGCCCUC
Molecule: messenger RNA, 241 nt
Organism: Chionomys nivalis (European snow vole)
Lineage: Eukaryota; Metazoa; Chordata; Mammalia; Rodentia; Cricetidae
Gene: Gng8
Product: G protein subunit gamma 8
Exons: 3
Coding region: 23-235 (70 amino acids)
Biological process (GO): G protein-coupled receptor signaling pathway
Cellular component (GO): heterotrimeric G-protein complex
Molecular function (GO): G-protein beta-subunit binding
Source: RefSeq, a predicted model, not a curated record